This is a messenger RNA of Candidula unifasciata, 522 nucleotides long. The record is from the annotation of a GenBank genome assembly. NCBI's taxonomy places the organism in Eukaryota, Metazoa, Mollusca, Gastropoda, Stylommatophora, Geomitridae.
GAGAACUGUACAGGUAUAUUUUUUGUGGAGAUCCAAGUUACAAAAAUGCAGUUGGAUAAAGAUGACAACAAUUUCCCUGGCAUGUGGGUCCCCAGAACUUGGAUCAACCCUCGUAAUUUCAAUUUUGACAACACUGGAAAUGCCAUGCUGGCUUUGUUUGAGGUUCUGUCUCUAGAAGGCUGGUUGGAGGUUAGAGAUGUCAUCAUUGACAGAGUUGGACCGUCUGAAGCAAUCUACAUUCAUUUCUUUGUGUUUAUUGGAUACAUGAUUGGCCUGACCUUAUUUGUUGGUGUGGUUAUUGCCAACUACAGUGAGAAUAAGGGUACAGCUUUGCUCACAGUCGACCAGAGAAGAUGGCUAGAUCUGAAGGGAAGAAUUAAGUUAGCUCAGCCAUUACAUAUUCCACCUAGGCCAGAGAGAAAUGUGUUCCAAGCACUGAUCUAUGAUAUAACCCAGCACUUCUACUUUAAGCGUUUCAUUGUCUUCCUGGUGAUAGCCAACUGCCUUAUGUUGUCAGUGCCU